Messenger RNA from Diaporthe citri, 3057 nucleotides. RefSeq lists its product as uncharacterized. Lineage: Eukaryota; Fungi; Ascomycota; Sordariomycetes; Diaporthales; Diaporthaceae. The record is from RefSeq and is a predicted model, not a curated record. The transcript is spliced from 5 exons. Bases 1 to 3057 code for a protein of 1018 amino acids.
AUGGCGGCAGCCUACGUGACGGUGACUCCUGCUCUGGCCGAGCUCAUAAGCUCGCUGCCACAGGAUGAGGUCCCAAUCAAGUUGCGCUGCGCUAUCUGCAGCAAGCUGGCUGUGAAUGCCUUCAGAACACCCUGUUGCGAGCAGAUGAUCUGCGAGAACUGCAAACUGGCCCUCCGGUCGACAUGUCCCGUUUGCGAGCACACCCCAAUGUCGGCUGACGACUGCAAGCCUAAUAAAGCUCUUCGAAUGACGACCAAGGCUUUCCUGAAGACUGCCGAGAAGAAGCGAGACAGCUCUCAGGCGAAGGAAUCGACACCAAUGACACCCGUCGAUGCGAGACCUACCUCUACACCGACCGUAUCCGAUGACAAGCCACCCGUGGAAGACGCCAAUGCAGAAGUUGCGGCGGCCGUCGCCACCCAGGAGAUACAACAAGAAGGCGAGCAACCUCCUCAGGCGGAUGGCCCUCCCGCUGAGCAGAACGCCGCUCUCGACACCACCGAAACGAAUGCGGAGCACACAUCUGCUACUGAAGUUGAGAACGAGCCAUCGGGUGAGCAGGUGUCAGGGGAGGCUGAGAACCCGGAAGACAACCAAACGGAAGAGCAAAACGAACUGAACGAGGAGAAAGGAGACGCCGAGGCAGCCUCAGAAGAAGCAGAUGGCGCUGAGAAUAAUAAAGACAACAGCCAACAAAAUCCAUCCUUCCCCAAUGGCCUUGGCCUUGGCGGUGGCAUGAACGGAUCGUUCCCCAACAUGAACUUCGGUGGUGAUUUCAACCAGAUGCAGAUGAUGAUCGCCAUGCAGAAUGGCAUGGCGCCCAACUUUGGCGCGUUCCCCAUGAUGGGAAUGCCAGGAAUGGGCAUGGACCCUUCGAUGAUGAACAUGUACCAGAUGAGCAAUGGCUUCGGACCAGGCAUGGACAUGAGCAUGAUGAACGGCGGCAUGGGAGGGUUCAAUGGUAGCAUGGGCGCCGAUGGUAACUGGAACGGACCGCAAUCGUGGAAUAACGGCCAGAAUAAUUACAAUCAUCCAAAUGCUUCAGGCAUGGGUAACGGUGAUUAUGGAGACUUUAACUCUGCCUACCAAGCAGGAUACAAUCAAGGUAAUUUUGGCCCUCACAACCAAUUCAAUGCCUAUCGCGGGAGGGGCUUCUAUCGAGGUGGCCGAGGAUUCCGUGGCCGCGGGAAUUUCAAUAACUUCGGCCGUGGGGGUUUUGGUUAUGGGCAACAGGGGAUCCAGGGCCAGAACUACAUGAAUCAGCAAGAUGGCUCAAACAUGAUGGACAAAGCCCCAAAUGGCCCUCAACCGCUUCCCAACGUAUCAUCGGGUGAAGGCGAAGGGGACAAGAGUGUCGAUGAGUUCGGUCGUACCAUCCGCCCCGAGGCGAGCCAGGACGGCGUGCAAGAUGCCGACAAGACGGAGUCGGUAAACGAGAAUGGAGACGGCAACACUAAGUCAGAAGCUUCAGGAGCAGGACCAGACAGUGCGGCCGGCCCCGGCCAGCCCUACGAUGCGGACAAGGCGGCCUCAGGUGGUAGCGGCGUCGGCGGUGGUGACCCGACUUUCGCGCCGAACGGCAAUUUUGUACCUGCAGACCCAAGUAUGAGACCAGGUUCAGGACCGCCUUUUGGCGUCAACCAAGCUCGCGGUGGAAACUUCGGGGUUAUGCCGCCUCCGGCAGCCCCUGUGCCUGACGUACCUCUUAAUGCACCCAAGGGACCAAAAGCUAUGCGUCAGGGUCUGCCAAACACCAGCCUGCUUAACCUACGAGCCAGAGGAUACCAGAUUCCCGGUGGCGAGAACUUCAAAAGGGUCCAGAGCCCUAGUACUCCAGCGAAUGGCCUUGGCACUCCAGUUGACGAUGAACGUGAGCACCAUAGAUCGCGGAGUAGUUCUCCGCGUAAAGGGGACCCAGAGCAGCACCGCGAGCGAAGCGCGAGCAGAAGCAAAGGCAGCCGGGACCAAGAACGAGACAGGAGCCGCCACCGAGACCGACAUGGCAAAGAUGGCGAUCGCUCCGAGUCUGCAGCUCCCUCGCGCAGCCGUAGUGGUGAGCGUAGGGAUCGCAAGCGCAAGAGCCGCCGAGACCACUCCGCCUCAGACGGCGAGCGAGACUACGACAGGGAACGGCGCCACCGCCACCGCCGCAGUAAGAAAUAUCUCGAUGAAGAAGAGGAACCUAGGUCACGAUCGUCCAGGGACGAGAAAUACGGCGACCGGUCCAGGUCUGCCUCGCCCGCUGGUUCGCGCAAGGCGAGCCACCGCAGCAGUCGCAAGGAGCGAGACUCGGAGAAACGGCGGGAUCGCGACCGAGACCGCGAGAAGGACCGAGACCGCGAGCGGGAUUACACCGAUGAUGAUCGGGAUUACAAGCGCAAGUCCAGCCACCGCUCAUCACAUCGGGACAGAGACAGAGACCGCGACCACGACCGGUCUGACCGAUCUGACCGGGACAGGGACCGAGAGAAGGACAAAGACAGGGAGCGAAGGCGAGAGCGCGACCGUGAGCGUGACAAGGAGCGCGAGAAACGGCACAGCAAGCGGUCUACCGCCGAGCCACCGACACCGACGGAGCCGGCAGAGGACGUGAAGCCAUUCAACCCGCCCACCGGCCCCAGGGGCAGCAUAUCCAAGAACUUCUCGAUAUUCAACGCGCCGAAGGGCUUCGAGAUCAAGGGCGCGUUCGCCAAGAACUCGACCAGCACACCCUCUUCCUCCGCCAAGCAGCCGCCCUCCGGCCCCGCCGCAGACAGGGACCGGGAUCGGGACAAGGGGAGGGACAGCCGGCGAUCCUCGUCGGCGUCGGCGUCCAAGCCGUCGGGGCUCGACCCCCACGCGGCGGAGCGCGAGCGGCGCAACCGCGAGCGCCUGCUGAAGGAGACGCAGCGGCUUGCGCAGUUUACGGGGCUGAAGCGCCGUAGCGCCGAGGACGCGGGCGGGGGCUCCGACGCCAAGAGAAGCCGGACCCGCAGGGGCGGGCAGGUCGUCGACGAUGAUGACGAGGCCAGGCUGAAGAAGAGCGAGGCGGAGAGGGAGGAGAGCAGGUGGGGUUAA